AUGCAGAUCAGUCCACGCUCCACACUCUCUUUCGACCUCGAGAAAGCGAAAGAAGAUGUCGACGCUCUUAAUUACGUCCUCAAAGAACAAUACGACGCCCUCGUCGCAACGAUGGAAUACGUUCGCUCGUUAGAACAAUCAGGAGUGCCCGCUGAGCUCCAGAACAACAUCUACAGGCUGUUCUGUAUGGGGGCGCUCACAUAUAUGCAUGUCCGGAAGCCUUACCGAAUCAUCCUUGAUGACCGAAAACUACAACGAUCUCAUACUACCACUAUCCACGGACCGAAAACCUACAACAAUCUCACGAUGAGCGCCGAGGCCAGCAACCAAUCUCAGCAAGAACCGCCAGAGCAAGAGACACCCGACUAUGCCUUCAUCGAGGCACUGACAUCUCUGUCCAAAGCCGGAGGUGAAUUGUUUAAGGUCGCCAGGCCAGUGCGAAACGACCUCAACGAUGCAAAGAAAGUGAAUCAGAAGAAUAGGGAUAAGGCAAGAGUCCGGGAGCUGAAGAAGAGAGGACAGAGCCUUGUUCAGAAGUUUCGAAAAGAUCACUGGAAGCCCUUCCACCAAACGUACGGCGAACUCGACCUCAGCAAGAAGUUGAAGAAGUUAGCGGACGCUACCCGGGCUAAAUUUCCGAUGGACGGGAAGUCCUAUCAGAACGUAGCAGGGUUCUAUGAUGAUACGAAGGAGACUUUAGAGCGUCUAGAGAAGGACUUCUGGUGUUAA
Molecule: messenger RNA, 729 nt
Organism: Trematosphaeria pertusa
Lineage: Eukaryota; Fungi; Ascomycota; Dothideomycetes; Pleosporales; Trematosphaeriaceae
Exons: 2
Coding region: 1-729 (242 amino acids)
Source: RefSeq, a predicted model, not a curated record